CUUUGGCAGCUUGAGAGGUCACAUGACUCCUUGGAAUAAUUCCUAAUUCCACAGUUUUGACUCAGAUGACCAUGACUAACUUUGUAGUUGUGCAGAAACGGACGAGAAAAUAUUUUAUUCCUUACUUUCUAGGAUUUGUACUGUUUUUGUAUUGUACAGUUCAGAUUGUAUCAUUCGCUGCGAAAGCAGCUCAGGGGCCCCACUCUGCCAGGGCACGACGGGCUUUAGAGAAUGAGACAGAGUGUAUCUCGCCGCCGUCGUCAGAGUUUCCCGAAGGCUUCUUCACGGUGCAAGAAAGGAAGGAUGGAGGGCUCGUUCUUUAUUUCAUGCUCAUUUUCUACAUGCUUUUGGCCAUUUCAUUUGUUUGUGAUGAUUACUUUCUGCCAUCGUUAGAAGUGAUCAGUGAGCGUCUGGGAUUAUCUCAAGAUGUAGCGGGAGCUACAUUUAUGGCAGCAGGGAGUUCUGCACCUGAACUUGUCACAGCGUUUCUGGGUGUGUUUGUGACAAAGGGAGACAUUGGCGUCAGUACCAUAGUGGGAUCUGCCGUCUACAAUCUCCUCGGAAUCUGUGCUGCAUGUGGACUCUUGGCCUCUGUGGCGGGGCAUCUGACCUGUUGGCCCCUGUUCAGGGACUGCCUGGCAUACGGUAUUAGUGUCGCAGCUGUAAUUAGCAUCAUCGCUGAUAACAAGGUGUACUGGUACGAUGCUGCCUGUCUGCUGUUGGUCUACAGCGUCUACAUCGUUGUUCUGUGCUUCGACCUUCGCAUCAGUGAGUUUGUCCUGAGGAAGCUGAGCCCGUGCUGCACGUGCCUGAGCACCGGGUCCGAGGAGCACACUGAGAAGCAGCCUCUGACAGGCUGGAAGGAUGACACCACACUGCGGGUCCACAGCUUCUCCAGAACAGACAGCGGGAUUUUCCAAGAGGACUCCGGAUACUCUCACCUCUCCCUCAGCCUGCAUGGCUUAAACGAGAUUCCAGAAGACCACGAAAGUGUGUUUGCUGUCCCGGAGAAUGACCUGAAAAGGAUCCUCUGGGUUCUGUCUCUGCCCGUCAUCCUUCUACUGUUCCUGACCGUCCCUGAUUGCAGGAGAAGGUUCUGGAAGCAGUGGUUCAUGAUAACCUUCUUCAUGUCAGCUGUCUGGAUCUCCGGUUUCACAUAUGUGCUGGUGUGGAUGGUCACUGUCGUGGGUGAGACUCUUGGCAUCCCUGACACGGUGAUGGGACUCACUCUUCUUGCUGCUGGAACCAGUAUACCGGACACUGUAGCCAGCGUGAUGGUGGCCAGAGAAGGGAAAGCUGAUAUGGCCAUGUCCAACAUCGUGGGUUCAAACGUGUUCGACAUGCUGUGUCUGGGCCUGCCCUGGUUUAUUAAGACAGCCUUUGUGGACACCCACAACCCCGUAGAAGUCAACAGCAACGGACUGGUUUCCAUUUCCAUCACACUGCUCCUUUCUAUCGUCUUCCUGUUUGUAGCUGUUCACUUAAACAGGUGGAAGUUGGACUGGAAGUUGGGGCUCGUGUGCCUCGUUUCUUACAUCCUAUUUGCCACUCUGUCCAUCUUGUAUGAACUCGGAGUUAUUGGUAACAACCCCAUAAAAAUGUGCGGUGACUGAAUAAACGUGCCCCAAAAAGCAAGUACAAACCAACAGAAUGUUUUCUCACUUAUCAACAAAAAGUGUCUUGGACGGUCAUCCUCUGCAAGUGACUGUGCUUAGUAAUGCAUGUUACAUAUUCCUGUCAACAUCCAGGCCAGAACAUAUUGUAAAGUGAUGACUUUGUUUUUUAAUCAGGUCAUUAAGUCUUUCAUCCGACUCUGUUCAGUGGAUAAUAAAUGAAAAAUGGGGCUGUCACAGGGUGCAGCUGCUCACUUCAAAUAACCCCAGAACAAGUAAGAGUUCCAGGAAGUUGUAAAGUGGACUCAAGCAGGCUUCUUCAUUCUAAUUAGGUGAGUGAAGGCAAGAAGAUCAUCAGAGCAAUUCUAAGUUUUAAUGGCAAGUUCUUAUGGACAAGUCCAUAAACUGCCACCAGAAAUGGAGACAAUGCCCAUAUAAAAAGAACAAAGCCAACCUUUCCUCAUUAUGUCCAAGAUGUGGGAUUCAAAUAAAAAAGUUCAGGUGUGAAUUUAGUUGCCUUAACUGUUUCUGCGCAGCACCAUGAAAGCAGUAACGCCGUAGCUUCAGCAACAACUCAGGCUUUCAUCACAGACUUUACAACCACCAGGUUUAAAAAUUAAAAAUUUUAUUACCUCAAACCACCUCACAAAUUAAAGCCAUUUUCCAAAACAAAGGUAAAGGACCUAUGAAGUAUACAAAAAAAAAAAAAAAAAAAAAAAAAAAAAAAACCACAUGGCAGACACGAGGCAUGAAAUAACUGUUUUUAAAACAAAACAAAAGGUCACUGGCAAGAGGACUGAAUAUGGAAGUGUGUUAGUGUGACUU
Molecule: messenger RNA, 2438 nt
Organism: Thalassophryne amazonica
Lineage: Eukaryota; Metazoa; Chordata; Actinopteri; Batrachoidiformes; Batrachoididae
Gene: slc24a5
Product: solute carrier family 24 member 5
Exons: 9
Coding region: 66-1613 (515 amino acids)
Biological process (GO): intracellular calcium ion homeostasis; calcium ion transmembrane transport; melanocyte differentiation
Cellular component (GO): membrane
Molecular function (GO): calcium, potassium:sodium antiporter activity; calcium channel activity
Source: RefSeq, a predicted model, not a curated record